UCUGGACCGCCGCUUCCAGCGCCCCGCGCGGGCCCCCAAAUCCAGCUCUCUCGGCCUGCCAGGGACCGAGAUGUGGGGAAAGCAGUGUGCUGAGAACUCAGUCUGGAGAGAGCGCUGCUUUCCUGCCCAUGGGGGUACGUGGUUUCCAGGUAACCUGCAGUACUCUCAUUUGGCUUUGUCUCCUGGCAUCCCAACCUGGACACAAGCUGUGGAGUUGAGUCGUGUUCAGCUACGCUCUGUGGAGAUACAGAGAGAAUUUUGGGUCUCCGGCACCGAUCCUGUUGUGAGUUCCUGUAAAAUCUUUCCGUUCUUGGAGAUUGGACAAGAGAUCUCAGGCCCUCUCUCAACUCGUUUGCUUGCUGCCGUGGCCUUGGUGGCACCCCCCCUCGGUGGUCAGCCCAGGGCUCCCCCAGCCCAUGCAGUCCCCUGCUACCUUUGCCGAGGGUAGCCCCCACUUUGGGGCCUACCCACUCCCUACCUUCAAGUUCCAGCCUCGCUCUGAGAGUGUGGACUGGAGGCGCAUCAGCGCCCUGGAUGUGGAGCGCGUGGCACGGGAGCUGGAUGUGGCCACGCUGCAGGAGAACAUCACUAGUGUCACCUUCUGCAAUUUGGACCGGGAGGCGUGCAGCCGCUGCGGACAGCCUGUGGACCCGGUGCUGCUCAAGGUGCUGCGCUUGGCUCAGCUCACCAUCGAGUACCUGCUACACUGCCAGGACUGCCUGAGUGCCAGCGUCGCCCAGCUUGAGGCACGGCUGCAGGCCAGCCUGGGCCAGCAGCAGCGAGGCCAGCAGGAGCUGGGUCGCCAGGCCGACGAGCUCAAGGGCGUGCGGGAGGAGAGCCGCCGGCGUCGCAAGAUGAUCGGCACCUUGCAGCAGCUGCUCCUGCAGACGGGGGCCCAUGGCUACCACACGUGCCACCUGUGUGACAAGACGUUCAUGAAUGCCACCUUUCUCCGGGGCCACAUCCAGCGCAGGCAUGCGGGCAUGACGGAAGGUGGGAAGCAGAAGAAGCAGGAACAGCCAGUGGAAGAGAUACUGGAGGAGCUCCAGGCCAAGCUGAAAUGGACCCAAGGGGAGCUAGAAGCCCAGAGGGAGGCCGAGAGACACCGGCAGCUACAGGAAGCAGAAAUUGCUCGUCAGAAGGAAAUAGAUGCUAAGAAAGAAUUUGAUGAAUGGAAAGAAAAAGAGCGGGCCAUACUAUAUGAGGAAAUAGACAAGCUAAAAAAAUUAUUUUGGGAUGAAUUUAAAAGUGUUGCCAACCAUAACUCUACUCUAGAAGAGAAACUGCAGGCAUUGCAGUCCCACAGUGUGAUGGAGUCCAACCUCGGGUCACUACGGGACGAAGAGUCUGAGGAGCGACUCAGGCAGACUCAGGAGCUCCGGGCCCUGAAGGAGAAGAUGGAAAUCCAGAAAACGGAAUGGAAGAGAAAAAUGAAGGAACUGCAAGGGGAGCAUGCAGCCCAGAAGCGAGAGCUGCAGGAGCAGAAUGAGAGGCUCCAGGCCUCCCUGUCUCAGGAUCAGAGGAAAGCAGCCGCCCAGGCCCAGCGCCAGAUCAAUGCCCUCCGUGCCCAGCUCCAGGAACAAGCCAGGCUCAUCACUUCCCAGGAAGAGAUGAUCCAGACCAUGACUCAGAGGAAGGAGGAGGGGAUCCGCAAGGGCCCGAAGGCCGUGGACACAGAGGAGGACUCUUCCGAGGAAGAGCUGGAGGACUCCCGAGAUGGACAGCAGAAGGUGCUGGCAGCUCUGAGGCGAAACCCCACCCUGCUGAAGCAGUUCAGGCCCAUCCUGGAGGACACCCUGGAAGAGAAGCUGGAAAGCCUGGGGAUAAAGAGAGAUGCAAAGGGAAUCCCCUUUCAAACUCUCAGACACCUGGAGUCCUUCCUGAGAGCCCACCGGGAGCAGAAGGCACGGAGGUUUUCUGAAUUUCUGAGUCUGAGGGAAAAGCUUGUCAAGGAGGCCACCAGCAGAGUGAUGGAGAGACAGAGACACAGGGUCCCGGCGUCUCAGCCGGACAGGAAGGCUCCAGUCAAAAGCCAGCAGAACCCACUGGCCAUCCAAGAGGCCCAGCCAAAGCCCAGGACCCUGCAUGUGGCAUCACCAUCCAAGCCAGCAGAGCCACCCACGACAACUCUUCAGAGCCGCAGCAGCCGAGGCCCUGGCCUGGCUCACAUGUCCACCCCUACUCCACGCCCCAGAGCACGUGGACCGUCCGGCAGCCCUGCUUCCCCAGGGCCCGGGCCAAGUACGCCCCCGUUCAGUUCUGAAGAGGACUCGGAGGGAAACUCCAUGCAGCGGACAUCUCUCCAGCCCCUGCGAGGUCCUUCCAGGAUGGGGCCCCGGCCAGAGGACAGCUGUGACUGGUCUGACACAGAGGCCUUGGACGGGAGUGCCCAGCCCCCUGACAAGGGCUCAGGUGGCCUGGCUUCCUCGGGAACACUGGUGCAGUCGCUGGUCAAAAACCUUGAGAAACAGCUGGAGGCUCCAGUGAAGAAGCCCGCCGGAGGGGUCAACCUGUUCUUAAUGCCCAGCGCUGGCCUGGGGAAGGCUCCCGUGCAAGGAAGGACGCCUCAGCUUUCAGACGAUGAGAGUGACUUGGAGAUCUCUUCCUUGGAAGAUCUCCCCCAGGACCUGGGCCAGAGAGAAGAACCGAAGCCCCUGUCUCGUUCGAAGCCGCCGGAGAAGUUUGGCAGCAGCCCUUGGAGCCCUGGCCGGCCCAGGGUCCCUGGCUGGUGAUCCCCCACCAGAGCCUGGCUGGGGCCAGCUCAGGGGCCCUCCCCUAACACAAGAGGCUGCUGGGCCUCUCGUGUCUUCACGAGACCAAGACGUCUUCUCUGGAGAGAAGCAGAGCAGAAGGUGGAUAUGAUUUCUCCUCUCUUGCCUGUGAGGACGGGUUCUGCUUGAGAGCUCCAGCGGUGCCUGACUGGGUGCCCCCGGCUCCUGUGGUUCGAGAAAGGGUUAUUUACAAUGAGCUCUUACCUCCUCCCACCUCCAUAUUCACUCCAGACUGAAGGAGCCACUUGACCUUCAGGGCGUGUUGUCAAUCUGUGGGAUUGCUGUGGAGAGGAGUCUUAGAUGGUGUCCUUUUGGGGAUUCGUAUGCCUCAGGCAGUCAUUCAGUGGUUGAUCCAAAGUCACGUACAGAGUGCUUGCUCUGGGCCAGGUCCUCCAGGCUCUCCCUACCGUGUUGGGGUGCUGGCAGAGGCGAGUGGGGCAGAAGUACCGGGUAGUAGUCUAGAGACAGAGAUUAGGUGUUAUGGAAAAUAGCGAGAGCCACCCAGUGCAGGCGUGAGUGAUCUGGGAGACUCCCAGAGCUGAUGUCAGUCUGCUUGCUGAUGGAUGGGAGGGAGAUGGGGGGGAGGGCCACCUGGCUGGGGCAUCAUGCCCAAAGAACCACACAUUAGAGUUUUGAUACUAUUUCUAAAAUGAAGUUAUGGAUGUGACCACUGUAUUUUUUUGUUUUAAUGCGAAAAGCAUCAGUUUAUCAUGU
Messenger RNA from Hyaena hyaena (striped hyena), 3485 nucleotides. It is a transcript of the gene DZIP1L, whose product is annotated as DAZ interacting zinc finger protein 1 like. Gene Ontology annotation, cellular component: cytoplasm; ciliary basal body. The transcript has 17 exons. The record is from RefSeq and is a predicted model, not a curated record. Gene Ontology annotation, biological process: cilium assembly. NCBI's taxonomy places the organism in Eukaryota, Metazoa, Chordata, Mammalia, Carnivora, Hyaenidae. Bases 417 to 2732 code for a protein of 771 amino acids.